CAUGAAACUCUAAUAAAAAUAUGCGCCCGCCCCGUGAUAUCGUAAACGACGACCUUGUGCUAAGACAGCUUGGCAGUGACCUGUCGGCAAUAAUUUUAGCUGGGGAUGACAGCAGCGAAGAUACGAACGAGAAGAAUAUCAUCCUUGUUAAUGCCAUUACCGAACUUCUUGAGAUUGCGAAUGGCCCAAACUCGACGGCAUCCCAACGAACUGCUGCGUGUAAUCCGCUUUGUGCUGUCCUGGAGACUUGCCACGAAUCCAAAAUCAAGAACGUACAAGGCUGUCUUUGGACGAAUGAUGUCUGGCUCCAGGCCUUGUCUUUCUUUUUGGAACGAUCCGAUGUUGUGAAGCCAAGAUCAAUGAGACAGCUCUUAGUGAUCCUCACCACCACUCUUCGCGAAGAUGUUCCUCCGGACAGAAGGACAGAGGUGCACGAAUAUGUGAUACAAAAAUUGUUGAAGAUCAUCACUGGACGGACGAGUAGGUCUCAAUUGAAGCCAGCCCUACAGGCCCUGGAAUUGUUCCUACAGAAAGGUAUCUUAAGUGUACGAGAGCUCCUGACCUCAUAUGGCUUAUUUCAGAAUCAAACACUAAAGGGGAUCUCCUCGAUUUCUGCCCUCCUCAGAGACCUGCUUCAACUCCUCUUCAACAGUAUCCCAAACAAUGAUGCUGCGCAUACAGCUGGAAGACUCGUAUCGAGUCUCUUGACUUACUCCUUAAAGCAAAAGGACGAUCUUCCAGAUGUGUACGAUGACCAGAAACCGCCUCCAUGGGUCAUACCAUUCUACCAAAGUUUUAGUGCACACUCAGAGGAGUUGCAGAGCUACAAGAACCUUGUUUUCCCGGCUUUAUUUUCCUUUGACUUAGAAGACUAUUUGACUUUCCUCUACGAUCUCGAUCUCGGAAACUAUGUUGAUGUAAUGGAAGGUAAUACAUCCGUCAAGUGGUACACUGAAAAGACUUUACACCCAUCCGCCAAGAUCGGACUUCUAUUUGCUGCAUUACAGUCGGGUAAGGAAAUAGGUCUCAUCGUCGAUGUUGAAUCACGAAAUUGCAAGACGGUACGAAUACAAGGAAAAGUCAUCGAAAUACCGGACGCCUUCAUUUCGCGCCUUCUUGGGGAUAUAUCGCAGACCAUCAGGCUAUCAGCAUUUUCACUACUUACCUCAUCUGCUUUCAUAGCACGACCAUUUACAGUGGGAUCACUGCGAGUCUUGCAACAGAUCUUGCCAAACAUCAUCGCCGAUACUGAUGCAAACGCUAGGUCUGAGGUACUUGGUCUCAUUCAAAGACUGUUUGAUAGACUGAGGGCAGCGACUGCUGCGUUGAAUCGGGACGUCGAGAAGUCUACAUUGAAAUUACAGGCUCUUGAAAGUCCAGAAUCCUCGAAAUCUGAGUCCAAGCGAAUACUACUUGACGCGCACAAAAACUUUCUACAGGCAAUAAUUCAGUCAAGGAUCUCGGACCUUCGACCGACAUCACCUUACCAGCGGCAUUUUGUCUCUCUGAAAUGUAUUAUAAUCGCCUUGAGAUCCGGUCUAGACAAGAGGAUACCCUGUGCUUGCCUGUCUAAGCAAGCUCGAGGUCAGACUUUAUGGCCGUUCAAUAUCUCGAUCAUCAGUGAUCACCUCUUGCGGAACCUGUACGAUCUAAUGCUGAACGCCUUUGACGAUGUUCGCACUUUAGCCAGCAUGAUUCUAAAGUACCAUUUCCUGAGCUCUGAGCAUACGCAUCUUCCAGUGAUGAAGCAGUCAGUAGUUCCAGCACUGGCAGAGCCUUCUGGUAUUUCUACCAAAUUGAUCGUUCGUGCGAAUGAAGCUAUGCUUCGAACAGGACGUGCUGAUCAUGCCGAUGGCGUCGCGAGGCUCUAUGAGCUAAAUUGCGUUGAGCGGCGUCCCUCUCAGGAUCAAGAUCUAGAGGACGGGCAUAGACACAGUAGCAGAGCUUUUGGUGUGGUGAGCCUGCUUGUUGGGCAACUUGAAUCCACCAUACGUAUCGCAGAGACGAAUUCAUCUCUCGCAAUCAAUGGCAAUCCCAUGCAUGGCAUUUUUGCAAGUCUUACUUAUAUCAUUAGUCAAGAUGGUUUCUAUUCGGAACUGAUCGCAUCUAAGCCAAGUGCUCAAACUGGGAACGAUUGGGCAUGGCUCCAUGCCCGUAUUUUCGACUGUAUAAGAAGGAUGUGGUCCUCUGUCCAACAUGUUCUCUGUAACGAUGCACCAGAAGGACACCUGCCCCCCGAGCUUGAAGGCGAGCAAGCUUUCUCGACCAAAGACGUUCUCAGUUAUUCUUGGAGAGCGCUCAAAGACGCUAGUCUCCUCUUGAGGGCUAUCGCAACCAAUGCGACACUGGGAACGGACGAGGAAAGAGCCAUGUUGACAUAUUCCCAAUUCGAAUCACUAGGCCAGUUAUGCUUCACGCAGCUUACUGAGCUCCGCCAUCGCGGAGCAUUCUCGACGGUGGCACAGACAUUUGCAUCAUUUUGUGCUCGCUGUGCCAAAAGUAAGGUUGCCGAAGUCUCUCGUCUACUUUCACAGUGGUUUGAGGAAACUAUGCAAGCAAUUCAAAGCAGAUCCACUGUGCUUACCAGACGUUCUGGUGGUAUUCCGGCGCUGAUGAUCGGAAUUUUGACUGCAGAGCCAGAAGGUACCUUGUUUGGUCGGGCAAUUGAGGAACUUCACCACGCGGCCUCGGAAGAAGGAUUUUACGCAAAUAUUGAAGAAAGUGAUCUGCCUCAGGUACAUGCCUUGAAUUGCCUGAAAGACAUAUUCACACAUACGAAGCUUGGCCAGGCUUCCGAACCGUACAUCGGCAGGAUCCUUACCAUGGCCGGCAGCAAAUUCGAGUCAUCUAUCUGGGCUAUCCGUAACUGCGGCCUCAUGCUUUUUAGGGCUCUAAUAGACCGUUUACUUGGUAACGAUGACCAAGGCGAAAGUCUUGUUUCAACCAAGUACUCGAAACUAUCGUACGAAAAAUACCCUGGUCUCCUCGAUACUCUACUGCGUUCUCUGCGACCGAAACUGGAGAGCUCUCCAGAUGCUGGAUACCCACAAGCACCGGCUACCGCAGUCAUACAAACGGAGGCAGUCUUCCCAGCUCUGCAGAUCUUGCAACGUGCGCCACCUCCUGCAUCGUAUGUCGCCGAAUUCCGCAAGCUCAUGUUCGAUCUGAUCUGCAGUCCAAGCUGGCAUAUUCGGGAUAUGGCUGCCAAAACUCUUGCCCGAACGUUUGACCCCACAGAGCUCCAAAUGACAUAUGAGAGUAUCGCACUCGGUGCCUACACUUCUCAAAAUGACUUGCAUGGAAGACUGCUGACUCUCAAAUACGCCGUGAUGAUGUCGAACCAGUGUGCAGAUACUGAAGACAACAAUCUUUAUGUCGACCUCCUAGGUCAAAAUAACGACCUCUAUGUGCACAACUCUUGCCCUGUCACACGAUAUGCAUAUGUAAAUCUACUACUACUUGCAGCAAAAGCACACGGGCGGAGCAGAAAUUUUCGGAAUGACUCGUCUCUAGAAAUCGAAGAAGCUUUUAUUAAAGUGAUCGAAAUAGACAUACUGUCUCCGAUUGUAGCAUCUGAGCGCGAGUCCUGCCUAUCUUCCCUUCUGAGACGUUCAGCUGCCGAGUUCUACAUACGUAACAAUAUAGUAUAUAACUCUAGCUCCGUUCGCACAUCUCUCCCGAAGGCCUUAAAGGUUAUCGCAGAUGCGGAAGAGCCAGAGACGGCAAUUGCCAUUUUGGAGAGUAUUGCUACCAUCUUCGAAGAUAAUUCUCUCAGACUAGAUGGCGUCUUGCUCGAAAUUGUAACUGCAAUCAAUGCGUUCACAUUGUCAGCUAACCCACAAGUCCUGGCAACGCUUCUCACCACGUCAGACAGUCUACUGCGGUUCUUGUCAACAUCAAAUACCAUUACUGAGACUACCUUAGCUCCUUUACUAUCCAUCGCAACGAACACCGAACCAUUUUUCGCAGCGGCACCAUCUUUUCUAGAGGCCUCGUUGAGUAUCUCGGGAAUUUUGCUGGACCUGCGUCUGCAGACUCAUCGCAAUUUGCGGCAACAGGAUCUUGGAUGGCUAUUAGCGAAUGAUUUCGUCGAGCUUGGACGAAGGAUUGAUUGCUCCCUCAAAGACACUUGCUCGUUCUAUGAGCGCUUCGCUGCCGUCCGCUCUCUGGACGGUUUACAGAAUAUCUGGACGCAGCCUGGCAACGGAUUCGAUAAAGCACGACUCAGUCUCAUGUUUGCUACAUAUGAUGCCCUGAAAGAUGACGAUGACGAGAUACGAGAUGUCGCUUCGGGUGUCGCGGCUCGUAUCCUCGCUUCCCCUCAAAGAAUGCAAGUGAGGAAGCAAGUGCCACUCAUCGCGAGCGCGAGACUGGCUCAGUAUAUGGCGCGACAGUACUCCACGUCUUCAGACCUGUUCUAUGGUGCACUCUGGCGGUUACUUGGUCUUGAUUCGCGUGAUGGGGCGGCUGCUAUGAAACCAUUCUUGGAGACUUACGCACAGGUACGAGCAAUAGACUCAACACUUUUCGCUAAAGAGAAGCAAAAUCUCUUCGCCGACGAUUCCAGGGAGACUUCGAUCUGGUCACGCGUAUUGGUCGCUGCGGAUGCCAAAGCCAUUCCCCCAGACCUUGCGGCAGUCCUGACUACAUGGACGAUGGACGGGCUUGGUGCGCUCACCCAGGCGGCACGAGAUGAGUAUGAUGGACCUCUAGGCUGGACUAGUAAACCAGAGGUAUUUGUCCUUGCUCUUCGUGUGAUUUACGCGGCAGAUGUGCUGCUGCAAUGGCGAGAAAAGACAACGAAGGUUGGGCGAAAAGGUAGUGAGAUUAAGCAGGCUUUGGCAGAAUUCAAGACUGCCGCUGAGGGGAGUGCGGUGCAUGAGGCAUUGACCAUUGCGGUAGACAAAACUCUGGAGAAAGCCGCACUGAGAAAGAUGGAGAGCGUCAAGAUGGCCAUCCGAUCUAUCGUUGGAGUGUAUUGAGGAGAGCUACAUAGCAUGCCAGACAUGCAAUUAUAGCAGAUCAGAAAUAAAAGAAACCCUCCAAAGAUGAGAUGGGGGCUUGAUGUUGUCUGUGCUGGCAAGGAAGCCUUAUGAUCGAUCGCUUUAAUACUGCCUGAGGCAGAACCUUGGCAUGGUGCGUCCACGUUCUUGCACGUGCUUAGGUCUCUCCGGAGAAUCCACCUAUCCAGGUGGUUCAGUCCCAGCACCAGCAUAAUUAA
This is a messenger RNA of Pseudovirgaria hyperparasitica, 5221 nucleotides long. RefSeq lists its product as uncharacterized. Gene Ontology annotation, cellular component: cytosol. The transcript is spliced from 9 exons. The record is from RefSeq and is a predicted model, not a curated record. Lineage: Eukaryota; Fungi; Ascomycota; Dothideomycetes; Acrospermales; Acrospermaceae. Bases 21 to 4982 code for a protein of 1653 amino acids. Gene Ontology annotation, biological process: tRNA methylation.